GCAACAAGCUACAACGUCAGCAGUGAAAGCCUCUUCUUCUUCGUCUACAUCUGCGUCUGGUCGAGCAUCAGUUCUUGGUCCGCCGAAAGAACUGCGGCCGUUCAUGUUGCAGUUCCUAGCUAGGUCAAAACAGCCAUCGGCACUUGGCGUCAUUCAAUACUCUGAAAACGGACCUCUUCCUCCUGGGAAUUCAAUCGAAGACCUUCUUGGUGUGUCCCUCUCUUGGGACGAUUUUCCUCUGGUCCGUGUCACGAGUGUCGACACCGAUAGUAGAUUAAGGGUAGGUUAAAGGUGCUUUUCUUACAGCUUUUUAUGCCUCUCUCCCUUAGGAUGAGAAAGGCAUAACAAGCGGGGUAAGCGAGCACCAAAAGCCUACCUCUAAGUAGAGCUAAGAAAGAGCGUGUAGUAGCGGGUGACUACAUGAUCACGAUCGGCGCCAAGGACGAUCGCAUCACGUUGGUCAGCCAAUGGGCAGGUGCAAGUGCGGAGGAUGCAGUAGUGCAGAAGCUGAGAAGCCGUGAGAAGCGUGGAGAAAAGCCAUGCUUUACCGUGUCGUUUGCAAGGAAGAAGUACGCGGAUAAGUACUUUCUGCAGAUGGACAUCGAACGGGGGCCUUCUUCCGGAAAUGAAGUUAAUAGAGCUAGAAGAAAUCUCCCAUUUUGAGCGGCAUCUUCCGUCUUUUUUCCCUUGAGAAACGGGACCAAGAUGCCUGUGAGGAUGGGUUUCUUCUAGCCUUAAUGAAGAUUUAGG
Molecule: messenger RNA, 750 nt
Organism: Amoebophrya sp. A25
Lineage: Eukaryota; Dinophyceae; Syndiniales; Amoebophryaceae
Source: the annotation of a GenBank genome assembly